Suillus subalutaceus is the source of this 819-nucleotide messenger RNA. RefSeq lists its product as uncharacterized. The transcript has 5 exons. Lineage: Eukaryota; Fungi; Basidiomycota; Agaricomycetes; Boletales; Suillaceae. The record is from RefSeq and is a predicted model, not a curated record. The coding region runs from base 1 to 549 and encodes 182 amino acids.
AUGCAGAACCCACAACGCGAUCUUCCAGUCGUGCUCACAGGUCUGGCUACCUCUCACAACCCUGCUGAUUUGCGUGCAGCUGUGAAGAAAUUCUACACCCCCGACGCUUCUUUGCACCACCCUUUCAGGAUCGUAGAGCAUGGAGCAAACUCAAGGCAGAAAAUCCUGGGCAUGUACGAGUGGUGCCGCAUCAUCAGCCCCAACACUACCAGUGAUGUGGAUGUAGUAUUUUAUAAUGGGAAACACCAUGUUCUUGUUCGCCUGAGUCCCUUCAAGUCUGCCCCUUCUCGCUACAUUAUCCGUAUUAAGCUCCAGGAGCGAGACAAGUUAUUCUAUAUCUAUUCCCAAGAAGAAUUCUUGCAUCCCAUGUUCUGCCGACCGCUUACUCCGCUGGUCCGGCUUGCACUUGUCUUCUUCGCAUUGAUGGAAGGUCAUGUGCUCGAAGAUAUGGGUCUUAGCUUGCUCCUGUGGGCGAAACUCUUCGGUAUAGGUAGCGACAUUCAGAGAGGCAAAGGUCAAAUCGGGCUUAACGAGGUUGGUGCAACCUGAAGAUCCAGGAGACGGUAGAUGCGAUAUUGAAGACUACGCAAUACGGACCGUCCGGAGGUAACGCGAACAGUUGAACGCUAGCGCUAGUAUGACACACUCCAAGCUUGGCAUCUCCAGUCCAUCGUUUUCAUCAUUAUUCCCAGCUGUACUUUAUGCAGGAUUCAGGACUCCCACUGUACUUUUAUCACCAAUACUUAGAAACUGUAUUUUCAGACGCAGUCAUGAUCGUCGCUUUGUACUAUGUUAAGACGUCGCACUAUACCUUGUCCC